This is a messenger RNA of Blepharisma stoltei, 1385 nucleotides long. Lineage: Eukaryota; Ciliophora; Heterotrichea; Heterotrichida; Blepharismidae. The record is from the annotation of a GenBank genome assembly.
AUGCGCAGAAUUUACUCCCCUUCCCCACGCGAAAAGCUUACCUCAGGAACCGCCAAUUUUCCAGAAAGCCUUAAAGAAAACAACACAAAAUUAUCUUUAAGCCAAUUUCAAUUACUCCGGACGAUCGGAACAGGCUCCUACGCAAGAGUAAGACUUGCUCUACACAUAAGUUCAAAUGAAAUGGUUGUUAUAAAGAUGAUUAAAAAAUCAUUCGCAGCAAGUGAGAAGCAUAUGAGGCAUGUUAAAAAUGAGAGACAAAUUCUCCAACAACUCAGAUGUCCAUUUAUUGUAAGGCUAUUGGGAACUUUUCAAGAUGAAACUUUUCUAUAUAUGGUUCUUGAAUUUGCGCAAGGAGGCGAAAUUUAUAGGUUACUUCAGCUUGAGCAUAGUUUUGAUAUCGAUAAGAUAAGGUUUUUUGCAGCUGAAAUUGUGUCAGCCUUUUCUCAUUUGCAUAGUAGGUCAGUUAUUUUCAGAGAUUUGAAACCUGAAAAUGUGCUUUUCGCUACAAAUGGGCAUAUCAAAUUAGUGGAUUUUGGGUUUGCUAACUCCCCCCCCUCCGUGAGUGGACAAAAAAAUUUUGUUCACUCACGUUAAUUUUUUUGUUUUAAAAAAAUUUAUAAUAAAUAAUAUUUUUCGAAAUUUAAAAAAAUCCUAAUUCGCAAAAAUUGGAACGCAAAUAUUAAUUUAAUUUAUAAAAUUUAUGCUUUAAAAAGCAAUUUGUUUAAAAUUAAACAGAAUUAGCACUAGAUUUCAUUAUGCUAAUUAUCACUUAUAUAUCAAAAUUUUUUUCCAUAAAAAAAAUUUUCUAUUAAAAAAAUUUUUAUUCACUCACGGAGGGUGGGUUUUUGGGCAAAAAAUAGCGAUUUUUCUAAUGGUUUUGUUCACUCACGGAGGGGGGGAGUAAGCAUUUGAAAGAUGGAGAAUUUUCAUACACUAUGUGUGGCACACCUGAUUAUUUAGCGCCUGAAAUGAUAAGGCAAACAGGACAUGAGUUUUCCUUAGACUGAUGAACUUUGGGGAUUUUAUUAUACGAGCUUUAUACUGGUAAAACUCCUUUCUAUCAUAGUAAUCCUUACGUUAUGUACGAAAAAGUUUUGCGAGAAGAAGUUAUUUUUCCUGAAAACUUUGAUGAAGAAUUAAAGGAUCUCGUUGGACAGCUUCUAAUUAAGGACUAUAGAGAAAGGAUAAAACUAAUCAAUAUUAAAAAACACUCAUUUUUCAGGAAUAUCAGCUGAAGACAGGUUGAAAAAUUAGGAUUGGAGCCAGUUUAUAUUCCUCCUAUAUCUUCGAAAAUCGAUUCAUCUAAUUUUGAUAGAUAUGAGGAAGAAAAACAAAAUGAGCUUCUUCCGCCAGCUGAUAUCCCUGAUUUGUUCCCAGAAUUUUAA